Messenger RNA from Fusarium oxysporum Fo47, 1053 nucleotides. Its product is annotated as ER lumen protein retaining receptor-domain-containing protein. Gene Ontology annotation, cellular component: cis-Golgi network; endoplasmic reticulum; membrane. Bases 1 to 1053 code for a protein of 350 amino acids. The transcript has 2 exons. The record is from RefSeq and is a predicted model, not a curated record. Lineage: Eukaryota; Fungi; Ascomycota; Sordariomycetes; Hypocreales; Nectriaceae. Gene Ontology annotation, molecular function: ER lumen protein retrieval receptor activity. Gene Ontology annotation, biological process: protein retention in ER lumen; endoplasmic reticulum to Golgi vesicle-mediated transport.
AUGCAUUACCAAAACGACAAACUGACAGCACCACAGCUCUUCCGUGUCCUGGGCGACUUGUCCCACGCCCUCUCCAAAUGCAUCCUCAUCUUCGCUAUCCAUCGCAAUCGAAGCGCUGAGGGCGUCUCCCUCAUCACGCAGAUCCUCUACGCCCUCGUCUUCUGCACACGUUACCUCGACCUCUUCAUCGAGACGGUACCAUGGAACAUCGUGUUCAAGAUCUUCUACAUCAUCUCGUCUAUCUACAUCCUUGCUAUUAUGCAAUGGAUCUACCCUCGAUCGCGUGAGCGUGAGAUUGCUUGGAAGAUUGGCGCCAUCAUCCUCGGUGGCUCGUUUGUCUUGUCUCCAUUCGUCAUGCUCAUCUUUGAGAGCCACAAGGGUUUCCGACCUUGGAUGUGGGUGUUCUCCCAGAUCCUCGAGUCCGUCUGCGUUCUUCCCCAGCUUCUCCUCCUUCGACAAACAACCGUCCCCACCGUUAUCGACUCCUUCUACCUCGUCGCUCUCGGCUCCUACCGCGCCCUCUACUGCGUCAACUGGUUCAUCCGCGAAUUCGAGAUCUCCGGCAAGAAGCCCAAUACCGUCUCCGUCAUCUUCGGCAUCAUCCAGACUGCCCUAUACAUCGACUUUGCUUGGGUUUACUACACCCGCCAGCGCGUCAAGCUUCGCGGUGGCGGCAUUGUCGACGCCGAUGAUAUGUCCCGCGGAUGGCUCCUCCGCCGAAUCUUCGGAAAGCGCUUUGAGAACAACGAUGAUGACGAGGAGAGUGGCCCUGGUGGAUUUGAAGAUGAGCAAGGUGGCCGACGAGGAGCUCGUCCCAAGUGGGGAGCCCGCGGUAUCUCAGUCAGUGCCGAUGACGGCGUUCUCGAGCAGGACCGACACAACCGUGACCAGGACGAGUUCGGUGGCCCAGUCGACCCUGACGCCAAGAUGCAAGACCCCGAUGAGCUUGCGCGAGCACUCGACGAUGACGACGAUGAGCAAACACCACUGCGACCUGGACAAACAGAAGGCCAGCCCAGCGGUCUUCAAGGCGGCGAGGGUUGGCGCGACUAA